Mangifera indica (mango) is the source of this 3008-nucleotide messenger RNA. RefSeq names its product probable LRR receptor-like serine/threonine-protein kinase At5g37450. Gene Ontology annotation, molecular function: protein kinase activity; protein binding; ATP binding. Bases 1 to 2853 code for a protein of 950 amino acids. The transcript has 20 exons. Gene Ontology annotation, biological process: protein phosphorylation. The record is from RefSeq and is a predicted model, not a curated record. Lineage: Eukaryota; Viridiplantae; Streptophyta; Magnoliopsida; Sapindales; Anacardiaceae.
AUGGCAAGGUGGAGAUUUUAUCUAAUUGGGAUCAUACUUGUUCUAUGUUCAUGUCGCUUUCUGUUACUUGCUUCUGCUUAUAAAACUGAUCCGGUGGAAGUCGAAGCUUUGCAAGCUGUCCGCCAAGCACUCAACGAUACAGGGAAUCGUCUUAAUAAUUGGAAUAAGACUGAUCCAUGUACAUCAAAUUGGACUGGUGUAAUCUGCCAAAUGGAUCAUAAUGAUGGCUAUCUCCAUGUCUACGAACUGCGGUUGCUGAGUAUGAAUCUUUCUGGGAAACUAGCUCCGGAGCUUGGGCGGUUUUCUCAAAUGGCCAUAUUGAAUUUUAUGUGGAACAAUCUAACUGACAGCAUACCCCCGGAGAUAGGCAAUCUAACUAAUUUGCAGCUCCUGCUUCUGACGGGAAAUCAAAUAUCGGGGCCUUUACCAGAUGAUCUUGGCAAUCUUUCCAACUUGACAAUAUUAAGCCUGGAUAAAAACAGUAUUUCUGGACCACUGCCCAUAACUUUUGCAAAUAUGACCCGUGUACAACACUUUCAUUUGAACGACAAUCAAUUCAGUGGUCAGAUUCCACUAGCGCUUUCUCAAUUAACUCAACUCUUACACUUGCUGUUGCACAACAACAACUUCUCAGAGUAUAUUCCACAAGAAAUUUCAAGUCUCCGAAGCCUAAAAAUUUUACAACUUGAUAACAACAACUUUGAACCUGGCGAGAUUCCAGAUUCUUUUCAAAACAUGCCCAGUCUGGUGAAGCUGAGUCUUAAAAACUGCAACUUGCAAGGACCUAUGCGUGAUUUUAGCAGUGCACAAAGUCUUCGUUACUUAGAUCUUAGCUCAAAUCAACUUAGCGGAAGCAUACCAACAAAUAGGCUUGGCGUCAAUAUCACAACUAUUGAUCUUUCCAAUAAUAUGCUUACUGGACCUAUCCCCUCAAAUUUUUCAGGCUUUACUCGUCUCCAGAGACUGUCACUUAAAAACAAUAAUUUGACAGGGAGUGUUCCUGCAGACAUUUGGCAGAAUGUUAAUUUUACUGCAAAUGUGACGCUUAAGUUGUAUUUCCAGAAUAAUUCACUUACAAGUAUUCCGAGCACUAUAGAUCCCCCUUCAAAUGUCACCAUUUGGCUUCAGGGCAACCCUGUUUGUACAAGUGCAAAUGAAUUCCAAAUAGUUCAGUUCUGUGGAUCUAAUAACGGAAGUGAUGAGGUUAGUGGAACUUUGAAUAACAAUCCUGAUCCUGCCUGCCAGCUCUGUCAAGCUAGUUUGUAUAUGGAAUAUGUCCCAGCAUCUCCCUGCUUCUGUGCUCUGCCCCUUGGAGUUGAUGUAGUUUGGACAAGCCCCAGCAUAUCUGAUUUUGGCCCAUACAUCAAUGACUUUGUGGUGUACAUGACGACCUCCAAAAGUGUCUUGAAUGGUUAUCCAUUAGUUAUCUACUCAUUUUUAUGGCAACAAGAUCACAGACUACAUAUUAGCUUCAAGAUUUUUCCUCAAAAUACCAGUGAAUUUAGCAAGACUGAGCUUAUUGCUAUUAUGGACUGUAUAGCUACAAUUGCUCUUCCUUUGAAUGACAUCUUUGGCCCAUAUGAAGUGCUCAAUUUUACACUCAAUGGAGCCUAUGCAGAUGUCAAUCCUGAAUAUCAAAAAAACCUGAGAAUACUUGAUGUGAUUGGAAUUGUGUCCGGGUGCAUUGCUGGCCUCAUUGCAAUAUCUUUGGUCAUUUUGUUUAUUUUGCGGAAAAAGAAAUCAAAGCGUAUGCACGAGGUUUCAAGGCAACUGUCAUUUGAACUUCCAAUCAGAGCUGCAAGUGUCAAGAGAUUUAGUUUCACACAACUUGAAAAAGCUACCAACGGUUUUAGUGAGACUAGUCUAGUAGGUCAAGGAGGCUAUGGAAAUGUUUAUAAAGGCAUUUUGGAUGAUGGCACAGUUGUGGCAAUCAAGAGGGCAAAGCAAGGAUCCCUGCAGGGUGAGAGAGAAUUCUUAACUGAAAUAGAAGUUUUGUCACGUUUACAUCAUCGCAACCUCGUUUCAUUGGUUGGAUAUUGUGAUGAAGAACAUGAGCAGAUGUUGGUAUAUGAGUUUAUGCCUAAUGGUUCUGUUCAUGACCUCCUAUAUGGUAGAUUCCGCAACCCUAUGAGUUUUGCCAUGAGAUUGCAUAUUGCAUUGGGUUCAGCCAAGGGCAUUAUCUACCUCCAUAAAGACGCUGAUCCAGCCAUCAUCCACAGAGAUAUAAAGGCAAACAAUAUAUUGUUGGACUCCAGUUUUACUCCAAAAGUUUCUGAUUUUGGAAUCUCAAAGCUUGCACCAGUUCCAAGUCAUGCAGGAGGUGAAGGUGAGGUGUUCACUGCUGUGAGAGGCACGCCAGGAUACCUUGACCCUCAAUACAUACUAACUCACCAUUUGACAGAAAAGAGUGAUAUUUAUAGCCUGGGAAUUGUAUUUCUAGAGCUGUUGACUGGGAGGAAGCCUAAUCAUCAUGGUAGAAACAUUGUUCUAGAGGUGAAUUCAGCAUGCCAAUCUGGGAGGAUUUACUCUGUGAUAGACAAUCGCAUGGGUCCAUACUCAUCCGAAUGCCUCAGAAGGUUUAUGGCAUUAGCCCUCCAGUGUUGUGAGCACGAGACCAAGGAUCGACCUUCAAUGCUGCAAAUUGUGAGAGAGUUAGAGAACAUAUCUUCAAUGCUUCCAGAAUCAGAAACCUGCCCAACAGAUUCAGAUAUGUUAGCCUCCUCAGGCUCAGGAUCCUCAGGAUUUCCCGCAUCAUCUGUCAGUUCCAGAAGAAACUCACAUCUGUCUGGGGACUUUCCUGAAGAUGGAAGCCACCUUGUUAGUGGUGUUGUCCCCACCAUCAGACCUCGCUGAUCCCCACCAUUUUCUUUUUGGGGCUUCACUAAUCCUAUCUACCAUCACUUUGCAAAAAUAUAGUGAACUCUAAUUUCUCUGCACAGCUUGGACGUGGUGUUUAUAAGGUGUAAAUCAUACAUAUCUAUGCUUUUUUGUUAGAGCCUGUUGUAUGU